Messenger RNA from Ilex paraguariensis (yerba mate), 1446 nucleotides. The record is from the annotation of a GenBank genome assembly. Lineage: Eukaryota; Viridiplantae; Streptophyta; Magnoliopsida; Aquifoliales; Aquifoliaceae.
GCUACAUUUGCCUCCACUGUUGCAGCAAUUGACCUCAUCGACCGCAAAGAAGCAGAAGCCAUAGUUGGACCAUUGAGCUUGCAUGAAGCGUCUGUGGUCUGUGAAUUGAACAAUGUCACCAAGGACAUCCCCAUCAUCUCCAUUGCUCCAACAGCCAUAUCUCCACCACUUCUGCCACCACAACCACCAUCUUUCAUCCAGAUGAGUAACGAUGUCGCCACACACAUGCAGUGCAUCGCCGCCAUUGUCGGUCACUUCGGGUGGCGAAAGGUGACAGCAAUAUAUGAANUUUUCAUCCAGAUGAGUAACGAUGUCGCCACACACAUGCAUUGCAUCGCCGCCAUUGUCGGUCACUUCGGGUGGCGAAAGGUGACAGCAAUAUAUGAACAAAGCACCAGACUCUCCACCGACUCUGGCCUCAUCAUUCACCUCUCCGAUUCACUCCGAGCCGUCGACUCAGUCGUUGAGCGCCACAUAGGUAUCCCUCCUAUAUCUUCUCUUACAAACCCAAGACUCUUUAUUGAAGAAGAGCUGAAGAAGCUCAGAAGCAAGAGCAAUAGGGUGUUUAUACUCAUACAGUCUUCUUUAGACUUUGCCGCCAUUCUUUUCGAGAAGGCAAAGCAAAUGGGAAUGAUGGGGAAAGGGUACGUAUGGAUUGUUUCAGAUGACAUUGCAAGCCUUCUUGAUUCUGUUGGUCCAUCCGUCAUUUCUAACAUGCAAGGUGUAAUUGGUUUGAAGACCAACUUCAUAGACACUACUGAGUCUUAUAGACAGUUUAGAAUUAGAUUUCGCAGGAAUUUUACGUCAGAACACCCAGAAGAAGAGGAACAUCCAGACCCAAGUAUAUUUGCACUUCGAGCUUAUGAUGCAACAUGGGCCAUUGCUAAAGCCAUGCAAAUUUCUCAAAGAGAGAGAAAACCAAAAGGGUUAGUAAAUCACAUUUUGUCUAGUGAUUUUGAAGGUUUAUCUGGAAGAAUAAGAUUCAAUAAAGGCCGAUUAUCAGAAUUACCAACCUUUAGGAUCAUAAAUGUGAUUGGUAAAAGCUAUAGAGAAGUGGCAUUCUGGUCACUAGUAUUUGGUUUCUCUGAGGACUUCAUCAAACAGGAUGAAAUGAAGAAGAGAAUUGGCAAUGGUUUAGUUGGAGACUUGGAUUCAAUUUAUUGGCCAGGCCGUGAGCGAACGGUGCCAAAGGGAUGGAGUUUAGGUGAGGGAGAGACACGGUUGAAGAUCGGCGUUCCGGCGAGGGGUGCUUUCACCCAGUUUGUGAAUGUUUGGUAUGAUCCAAGUACGAAUAAAACGAAGGUGACCGGAUUUUCAAUUGACGUUUUUAAAGCUGCUGUGAAGAGGCUACGUUAUGACUUGUCAUAUGUGUUCGUUCCCUGGAAUGGCUCGUAUGAUGAAAUGGUAGCUGAAGUUCAUAAAAAGGUAUGUCUUUCAUUCCAUUAA